UAUCGGCGAAGAAGAAGAAGAAGCUGAAACCGGAAGCGGCUCUCUUGUGUCCUUGUGUGAGAGGCGACUGUAGACGGACUGUAAAGAUGAACAGAAGCAUAUUUGCUCUCCAGCAGGUGGCGCGGCGGACCCUCUCCAGCUCCGUCCGCCGGCAGGUCGACAACAAAGUGCCGCAGAAUCAGAAGAUGUUUCAGGAGGACAACGGGCUGCCCAUUCAUCUGAAAGGAGGCAGCGGAGACGCCGUCCUGUACAGAUUCACGAUGGCUCUCACCCUCCUGGGAGUCGGGUUUGUUGUGUACGAGCUGGUGAAGGCGGCGUUCCCUCAGAAGAAAGGUUAACUCCUCCCCCUCAGAUGUUUACAUUUCAACAUGAAUAUCUAUAUUCUGUAAAAAAAAGAUCAGAUAGCCCUCCGCCUGUGUGUUUCCUGUCAUGAUGGGAUAUUGUUUCACGUUCAUGGGAUCAAUAUUUAUUUCUUGCUGAUGACCUGAGGAUCAAUAAUAAUAAAGAUUACCUCUCAUGA
Anarrhichthys ocellatus (wolf-eel) is the source of this 520-nucleotide messenger RNA. It is a transcript of the gene cox7a2b, whose product is annotated as cytochrome c oxidase subunit 7A2b. The transcript is spliced from 4 exons. Gene Ontology annotation, cellular component: respiratory chain complex IV. Bases 87 to 338 code for a protein of 83 amino acids. NCBI's taxonomy places the organism in Eukaryota, Metazoa, Chordata, Actinopteri, Perciformes, Anarhichadidae. Gene Ontology annotation, biological process: regulation of oxidative phosphorylation; mitochondrial respirasome assembly; mitochondrial electron transport, cytochrome c to oxygen. The record is from RefSeq and is a predicted model, not a curated record.